Ochotona curzoniae (black-lipped pika) is the source of this 6445-nucleotide messenger RNA. It is a transcript of the gene PCGF5, whose product is annotated as polycomb group ring finger 5. Gene Ontology annotation, biological process: regulation of transcription by RNA polymerase II. The transcript has 9 exons. Gene Ontology annotation, cellular component: PRC1 complex. The record is from RefSeq and is a predicted model, not a curated record. Bases 363 to 1133 code for a protein of 256 amino acids. NCBI's taxonomy places the organism in Eukaryota, Metazoa, Chordata, Mammalia, Lagomorpha, Ochotonidae.
GUUGUUGGCGUAGAGGUGGUUUUGUAUUAAGUUACAGCAGAUUUACAGGUUAACAGGACAAUGAAGAAUACGCUCUAUUCAGACAGUUUAGAAUGUGCAGCCCUUGGCUGUGAAUGUAUUGAUACCGAUAUGUUAUGAGGAAUCUGACGCGCUUUUUUUCUUUUAAAAAUGAUUCUGGAAGCAGAUAUGGGAAAGCCUCAAAAGGAGUGAUGAUCGGCGAUCUCCCAGGAAUCCUGGCUGUCCAUUCCUGUGCUUCAAGGCUCCGCGUCGGGAACCACCGCACCAGCUCCUGGGAUCGGCCACUCGUCCGCUUCGGACCCCGCUGUGUCUGAACUGCCAGAGCCACGUUUGGCUGACCACGAAUGGCUACCCAAAGGAAACACCUGGUGAAAGAUUUCAAUCCUUACAUUACCUGCUACAUCUGUAAAGGGUAUCUCAUCAAGCCGACCACGGUGACGGAAUGCCUCCACACUUUCUGUAAGACAUGUAUUGUCCAGCACUUUGAAGAUAGCAAUGACUGUCCAAGGUGUGGCAACCAAGUUCACGAGACAAAUCCUUUAGAAAUGUUGAGGUUGGAUAAUACAUUAGAAGAAAUUAUAUUUAAGCUGGUCCCUGGACUCCGAGAGCAAGAACUUGAGCGGGAAUCUGAAUUCUGGAAGAAAAACAAGCCUCAAGAAAACGGACAAGAUGAUACUUCAAAAGUUGACAAACCCAAAAUGGAUGAAGAAGGUGAUGAAAAUCAAGAUGAUAAAGAUUACCACAGAAGUGACCCACAGAUCGCCAUAUGUCUGGAUUGUUUACGAAAUAACGGCCAGUCGGGAGACAACGUGGUAAAGGGUUUAAUGAAGAAAUUCAUUCGAUGUUCUACACGUGUGACUGUAGGAACCAUUAAAAAGUUUCUAAGUUUAAAACUAAAACUUCCAAGCUCUUAUGAGUUGGAUGUGCUGUGCAAUGGUGAAAUUAUGGGGAAGGAUCAUACUAUGGAAUUCAUCUAUAUGACAAGAUGGCGUCUAAGAGGCGAAAACUUUCGGUGUGUGAACUGCUCAUCUUCGCAAGCCUGCCCACAGGAUGGCCCUUUGUAUCAGUCGUAUCCUAUGGUAUUGCAGUAUCGACCAAGAAUUGAUUUCGGUUAGACCAAGGGACCUAGCCGUCACUGAGAGAAUCCUGCGGUUUGUUUACUCAUGGACAGAUGGCACCGUGGAUGGUGCGUGGACUAGGCGGAAAUGGAUUUUCAGCAUGCAAAUAAGGCCAUUGUCUGUCUCAACUGUCAGUUGCAUUCAUAUUGUUUCUAUUAGAAGCAAACCAAGUGCCAUUUUGCUCCUGAACUGUCUACGCAAGGUAUUUGUGCCAUCUCACAGUGUGCAAGUCGUGGGUAAAAUCGGGUGUGCAUCAGGAAUCUUAAGUAUUCGCUUGCCUGUUCCAAGACUGUAACAUUUAAUCACACUAGCUCAGUGGCUCGGUCUUUGUGGUACUGCAGUUUUCACAUACUGUUUUAUUAAUUCUUAUUCAAAUAGAGUACUGUACAAGAACCUGAUAGUUAUAUCUUGAAAUUAUUUUGUAUGGAAAUAGAGAAGUGGUUUCUGAACCAUUGUCCUGUUCUUGGUUAAGCUUUUUAUGUUAAAAAAAAACCCCAUGCUUGAGUGUGCAAGUCCUCUUGUGAAGAAUUCGUUAUUCUUUAACCUUGGAGCACAUCCUCACUGUAGACCUUCUAGGCGUCUGUCUAGUCUACCAGUUGCACAAGGAAGGCACGUCAGCCCUCCCAGUGGAAAACACAUGUGACUUCUUGGACAAUUGAAGAUGGAUUCGCAACCAUUCUAAAUGUUGGCAGCUGAUCAUUUACUCCUAAUAAAAAAUCAGUAUGUAGGUAAGGUUGCUGUUUGAUAAUGCCUUAUGAAAGCAGGUGCUGCUUAAUGAGACGUCCCUGUGCAGCCCACCUUAUGUGCGCGUCUUCACGUUGUUGCUGUCACUUAAUGAGCACAUGGCUGCUCUCAGCUGGCCUUAGCUGUGUGUCACUGGCAUGCAGAAGGGGACAACCAUUUUACAUGUUAGGAUUUUUAGAGCAGAUGAGAUUAGCUAUUUUAUGGAUUUCUAAAAGUCUCAAAACAGUUACAGAUCAAAACUGUUAUCAUAUUUCCAAACCAUAUUCUUAAAAUAGGAUAAAUGCAGUGCUGUAGGCAAAUAGGCUAAUCAAAGUUCAUCGUUUGAGGGUAUUUUAAUUUAGAUCCUGUUGUAACAAUCACAGGGAAAUGGGAUUCCUGUCCUGUACAUCAAGGUGCGAGCUAUGACAAUGUCCUUAAUUUUUGCAGUUUUGUUCGGUCUUUCAUUCUUUGGGGGAAUUAGUCUGCAGGGAUCUUGUUACCUUAAUUUUAUGAAAAACUUCCCUUUAAACCCUGUAAACUUCAGUUUCAAAAACCUUGUGUAGAAAUUGUUUUACUCAUUGCUUUGAAAUAAGCGAAACAAGCUGGAAAAUUCUUGAAAGUUAGGAAAAAUUUAGAAAUCUUACAUGAGCACAAUCUGUGUGUUAAACAGUUUUAAUACUGUAUACAUGGUAUAAAAAAAAAUGCUACAUUUCCAGCUGAAAUAUCCUAAGUAAAUGCCUUUUGAUUUUUAAAAUGCUUCUUAGAAGCAUUGCACAGUACAAAGAUACAUGAAAAAAAUAAAAGCCCAGAGUCAUGAUGUAAAAGGCUGCAACUCCACAAUUAUCUUUUCCUUCUGUUUUGUUCAAGUCAAAGUCUGUAUUAAAAUUGUCUUAUUCCAAAUUUUGUAGGAAAAGGCAAUGGAAAUACCUAACUGUUUUGAUAGGUUAUUUUCCUAGAAGUUCUCACAGGCAGAAUUUUAAAAGGCAGACUUUCACUAACUCUUUCAGUGGACGGGGAACACGGAAACACACACACAACCAAAAACUGAAUUUACUGUCAAACUACAGAAAUAAUUUUGCUUUGCUGUGAAACUUGGGUCCCGAUGUCUCUUAUUACAAAUUGAUCACAUCUAGCUCAGUGAUUAAAAAGUAGCAUUUUACAUAUGAAAAUUAAUGCAAAAGUUGAGUGCAUUUUAAAUACCGCAAAUGAGACUUUGCAACGGAAGUUUGUGGCCAUAAAUGAAUGUCAUUUACAAGGCCUCUUCUCAUUUGGUCUGUUGCCUGAUCACAUGAACUGUCAUUUCUCUUGCAGAUGCAUAGACAGUUGUGGAACUGGGAAUAGUUUUACAUAAAAAAUUGCUUUCUUUAAUGUCAGUGCAUUAACGUUAGUUGAAAUGCAAUGGAAUUACACACCCACACGUUGUCUGUGUGCCAAAACACAUGACAACCUCACAUGAAGAGCAUCACUCGUCACUGGGGGCCAAGCGCACAUUCUUGGGCUGUGUAAACAGCGUGCUGCAGCUGACAGCGUGGAGCGAGCUCAGCUGGGCCUGCUUUCAUGUCUAGCAAUGCACUACAUUCCUGGUUGGCAUCCCCUAAGUCGGUUUGAAGAAUUUGCAAGAAAUCAGCUAUAGAAAAACAUGCAGGUCCCUUUAGGGUUAGGUUUACACGUGUAGGGUGCUAACAGAACACUGCGUCGAAAACCCAUAGGAAUAACCAUGACAACAUGUACAGUGAUCUUGUUUAUUAAGCAAUAUUUUGGGGGGAGAAAAACUUCCAUGAAAGACUUAUCUGUUUUAUCUGCCUUAUUCAUAGCCAUAUCAGAAUCAAAGAAUCUGGACAUACAAAAUGCUUAUGGCUCAUAAAUUUCACGGAAUUCCUGUCAGUUAAUAGGGGUGUUGGGAUGUGGCCUUUGCUCUAGAGGAAGUAUGAGAGGUUAAACUGAGGACUAACUGUCCCCCGGCGGUUCAGGUCAUGGCUAUUCAUUAGAUAUUUAUCCCAUUCUAAUAUGCCACAUUUUAUGAAGUUAAUGAGUUCUCAACUAUGUUACCCAUGCAAAUAAGCUAAAUUUAAACUGCUUCCUCAAGGGAAAAAAUGUGUUAUAUAGUAUUAUGAACUGUUUAGCUUUAUUGAAUAUUUAAGAGAAAGUGCCUCAUUGCUAAAGUGCAUUUGUUUUAGAUUUACUGCAUAGAUUUUGAGUUCUCUUUUACCUAUGUCGUAUGAGUGGUUUUCUAUCUAAAUAGGCGCUUGCAAGUUUCUCUUUUUUGAAAGAUUUUCUUAAGGAUAUAGGUAUCACCAAAGACAUUUUACUGUUAAUAACCAUAUUCCAGAGACCGUCUCAACAGCUUGGACCUGGAGGAUUUUUAGUUUGUAAUUUUGUAGAGUUAGGCAAUAACCUUCAUUAAUUGCUAAACAUUACCAAAGAAAGGUUUGAAAGUGAAUUUUCUUGGUGGGCUCAAAUAAAUUCAGGUCUUCCCUGCAGGAAUCAGACUUCCUUGACAGAGCAUCACUGCGGUCAGCACAGCCUGGCAGGUGUUAGCAUGACCUCAAAGACAUCACAGGAGGGAAAAGGAAGAAAUACAUACUCUGAAAAGAAAAUUGAAAUUGAAAUUUUCUUUUUUUAAAAAGUUGGAACUUGAGAGACUUCCAUGCAGGGUAGUUGCAAAUUACAAUUAUGCUGAUUUAGCUUCCAGUUUCUUGGUCAUGAGAGAAGUUUCAUUACAGACAUACUUGGGGGACACUGCGCGCAUGCUCACUCACAUAGAACAUGACAGUCUACUGGACUUCCACUUAGUGUUUUUUUUUCUUUUUUCUGUGUUUGAAAGCAAGAUUUUCAUACGAGCUCCCCCCCCCCCCAAAAAAAAGCAAUUCUUGCAGCAAUUACUGUAUUGGUAUUCUCAUUUAGAUACAACCAGAUGUGACUAAAUAGGUUACAGGACCAGGAGCAUGUAUGUCCAGCGAGGGUGGGUUACCGUUCGGCCAUCUCUCCGUGGGCGCUCAUAAGAGGUAAAACUCAUGAGUCUUUCUGCUGCUUAACUGCAUAAACCCCCUGCAUAGGAUGCAAGCGGUCACCACAAGUCUGGCCUACCAUGCCGAAUUUUCCAGCAGGCUAAGCUUUAUUGCCAGAAAGAUGUUGAUUGCUUGCAGCAAUUUCAGGAGUGGCAGAAGUGAAGAUGCUUGAAAUACUAUUAUGUCAGAGAGAGACACCCCUACGCUUACGGCAGAAUGGCCAUGACUGGAGCGCACAUUAGAACUGUUUUUACUUUAAGAUUUGUAAGCACAUUGAAGGUGAGGAAUCCCUUUCAAAGAAUCAAAUAACAGUUACCAGUUUUACUUUAGUAUGUUGAUGGAAAGCAUCAGAUUGAAAUUUCAUUAAAGUCAAAGGUUCUUAGUUUAGUUUUAUGUUUUGUUUUGCUUUUUAAGCAAGAGCAUUCUUUCUGGCAAUUUAGAAAUGAUUCUCUCCCUGGGUAAAUACAGUGAUCCCAAAUAGUACAUUUCUGAUCCUUGUAUUUUUAAUAGAAUUAAAAUACUUGAGCACCUCCUUUUCAGAAACUCCUCCAGUGUGUUAACUGCCCACUCACCGGUAUCUGUAUGGGAUUAAUACACCUUUGUCUAGGAUUCAAAGCAGACUAGAUUGUAAUUAUUUUUAAAUGUAGAAUCAAGCGAAGUAGAUAAAUGUGUGGGGGCUUCAAAAAGUUUGUGGAAAAAUGCAACUCAGAAGUUACUGCAAAUUUGCCAUGGACCUUUUGAAACCCCUCCCCCCACCCCUAUCCACGGGUUUUAAAUGCCGGGUCUUUAAAUGCUCGAGUCUUCUCCCAUCUUGUGGUGAAUUAGAAGCCUGCCUAGUGUCAAUGAAGAUGAAGUGUUUUGUUUAACGAGGUAGUCAACAGGUUUGCUUACUGAUCUAGCCACUGGAGCAGGAGCUCCCCGCCUUGAACCACAGACGGGCUCAUCACACUGUUUGAGGUCUGAUGUUUUGCCGUGUUUCUUGCAAGGGGCUGGGUGCCCAAGUGUCCUUACAAAGCUGUGGUCCAGGACGGGAGAGCGUGCGGGGGAGUGCCAGGGCCCUCCUGCGUCGGUCAGCUCAACUGCCGUCAACAGUUUUUCAUGGAAUAGCCCUCACGCUAAAUCAAGGUAUAUUUUAAGGUUAUGUUGCUAAUUUUCCUUUGUAAUAUGAAAUACUUUAAGCUUUUUGUCGAAAGUGGUAACAUCUUAAUACAAAUAAAAACCUUUUUGUGGUUGUAAGAUUUAGCUUAUAAAUCAUUCAAAUUGAAGUGAAAGAUUUACCAGGUCAUUGUUAAUGACUUAGUCUAUUAAGAGUAUAUGUAUUUUUGUAAUGGAAAAGCACUUGUAGAUAUUUAAUCAGUACAAGAUAUAUGUGUUUUGCAGAAAUAAAAUGCUGCUUAGAGAUUCUCUUUAAAUAUUUUUAUUUUUGUGCUCAAAUGUGUUUUCUGUUAAUCUAUGGAAUGUUCUGUACAAAGCUGUAUGAUUGUACUGUUGGGCUAAAAAAAUUUUUUUUUAAAUCUGGACUUAGCCAAGUAUAUUUGACCAUGUUAAAAUAGUAUCUUUGUUAUUAAAAAGUUGAUU